AUGCUGUUCUUCGUCGACACCCUGUUUGUUCUUGCCGUCGCCGUUGCGAGCUCCUCCGCGCGCAAUUUGCCGAACUUGCUCCACGUCCGUCAAGACUCAAACGGCGCCCUAGGGAGCCCAGUGUGCACCGACGCCAGGGCCAUCUCGAACUCCACCAUCACUUCGGGGCCCAACACGGUCGCGCUCACCAAGUUCGCCUGUGCGCCCAUCGUGCGCGCGAACGAUGCCCUACUACCCGCCAUCGACGGUCCUGAUCCCCUCGCAGUGACCACCACAACGCGAACGCGGACGGUCGUCAGAACGUCGACCACGAUCCUGACCUCCACCCGCACGGCCACGGCGACAGCGACCCGCACCCCAACCACGACCGCGACGGCCACCGAAACCGCGACCGAAACCGACACCGCAACAGUGACCGCUGUUUCAAUCACGACUGCAACCGCGACUGCGACCGAGACCGAUGUGGAGACGGACACUGCGACUGAGACUGCGACGGAGAUCUUUACGAGCGCAACGACACUCAUACAGAGCGUGACCGCCACCGCGACCGAGACGGACACGGCGGUCGUUGCGAGCGCGACGACGGUCGUGCAGAGCUUCACGGAGACGGACACCGCGACAGAAACGGACGUUGAGACGAGCGCGACGACGCUAUUCGAGAGCGUCACGAACACCGCGACGGUGACUGCGACGGUGACCGCGGCUGCGCCUACACCGACGCUCGCCAACGUCUGCGCCGAGACUUCGUGCGGCCAGCCUGGAGGUAUCAUAAACCUACCGCCGUCUACCGAAGACUGCGCGCGACUCGUCGACACCCUCAACACAGCGCUCACAACGCCCGGGUCGAGCCCGUUCAUCGACGUCGCCCCAGACCAGAUGUUCUCCGCGACGCACGGGACGUGCAAGUUCUCGUUCUGGAACUUCUCCCCCACGACGCUCGAGACGUGCGUCCUCUCGGUGAUACGGUCUGCGUCCGCUGCGGUGAGCGGCUGCCUCGAGGGUGCGCAGCCGGCUGCGGUGUCGGAGGGCCUCUGCCUCGCGAACGAUGGGCUUUGGGAAGUCACCGUCACCCGUGCCUGA
Molecule: messenger RNA, 1080 nt
Organism: Trametes versicolor FP-101664 SS1
Lineage: Eukaryota; Fungi; Basidiomycota; Agaricomycetes; Polyporales; Polyporaceae
Exons: 5
Coding region: 1-1080 (359 amino acids)
Source: RefSeq, a predicted model, not a curated record